GAAGGCAAAGAGAGGAGUUUCGGAUCAUUUUAUCUCUGAUUCUAAGUGUCGCGUAGCCGAACCAAGGCCGAACCGCACAAGCAUUUGCGAAAAUUUAAUGAAAAGGAAUGACAGAAAAACUCUAUUCGUUGCUGGACACUUUUUGCUCGUGUGAACGCACAGAGCGACACCAAAAGAAUAUUUAGCGACAAAAGAGUCCCAUGUAAUCGUAGUAUUAGUAAUUUGCUGAAUCUGGCUACACUGUGUGAAUAUAUUAUUAUAUUAGCGGCAACGGUCUUAUGAUAUUCAUCAUUAUAUCUUUUAGUGUUUAAAUAUAGUAUUAAACAUGGAUAGCGAACUCCCAUUAAGCCGCAUUAGGACAAUUAUGAAGAGUUCCUUGAAUACUGGGCAAAUAACAAACGAAGUACUUUUCCUUAUGACUAAAUCUACAGAAAUGUUCAUACAAAAACUAACAGAGGAAGCUUAUGAUAGAGUGAAGGAUGAUAACACACUUAAAUAUAAACAUUUAUCACAAUAUGUACAAAAAGAGAAGAAUUUAGAAUUCUUGUUGCAAAUUGUUCCAGCCAAAAUUAAAGUGAAAGAUUUCAAAAAAAUACUGGAAUUAGGAGAUGGCAACUCGUCAUCAGAGAGUGAGGAUGAAAGUCAGAUCAAGUGAUUUUGCUGAAACUUUAUAUGGACUUAAAAUAUUUGUAUAUUUAAUUUAUAAAGGUAUAAUAAGGGACAGUGUCAUUUUAUAACUAAUACAUCUGCAUAUAUAUAAUUAUCUUUUAUACUCGGGAUGUUAUUCAAUUGUUUUCUUAAUUCUAUGCCUAUAUAACGUUCGUUCAAUUAUAGAAAAGUCACACGAAAUACUUGUUGCAGCGGCAGAAAACAUUCUUGAAAUAAAUUUGAAGAAUAUGCCAAAUAUA
Molecule: messenger RNA, 908 nt
Organism: Bactrocera oleae (olive fruit fly)
Lineage: Eukaryota; Metazoa; Arthropoda; Insecta; Diptera; Tephritidae
Gene: Chrac-16
Product: chromatin accessibility complex protein 1
Biological process (GO): chromatin remodeling; DNA-templated DNA replication
Cellular component (GO): nucleus; CHRAC
Molecular function (GO): protein heterodimerization activity
Source: RefSeq, a predicted model, not a curated record